Molecule: messenger RNA, 333 nt
Organism: Thlaspi arvense
Lineage: Eukaryota; Viridiplantae; Streptophyta; Magnoliopsida; Brassicales; Brassicaceae
Source: the annotation of a GenBank genome assembly
AUGAAGAGCAACGACGGAGUGGAGGAAGCAAAGGUGCCCUUGUUACAGCACUCAUCAUCUUCGCUCCAAGGAGAUGGUCGUGAGGUUGACCUAAAAACAAGGGUGUGGAUUGAAUCAAAGAAGCUCUGGCACAUAGUGGGGCCAUCUAUCUUCAGCCGUAUCACCUCCUAUUCCAUGUUCGUCAUCACCCAAGCCUUCGCUGGCCACCUUGGCGACCAUGAGCUCGCCGCCAUCUCGAUCGCGAGCAACGUCAUUGUCGGCUUCGACUUUGGCCUCUUGGUACUAUUCUCCACCAAUCCUUUCAAGAGCACAUGGUUAAUAUGGUGCAAAUAA